UUUGUCUGUGUGAAAGUGAACUGUGAGAAGUUUUGUUUUUGAUUGCAUUCAAUUCGAUUGGUGUUUUUUACUUGUAAUUCAAAAUUUAACACAUUAUUUUGAAUAUAAUUAAUAUAAAUCGUUUACGUAAAUUUCCUUUUGAAGAAUAACAUUUAUAUAGUGUUUAAAAUAUUUUACAAGUUUUUGGGAAUGUGCAAACGAAUUUGAUUAAAUGAAAAACGGGAAUUUUAAUUCUGAGACUUGGAAUUGUAUGCAAUAAAGAAUAAAACCCACUGGAUUACCCCACUCUAAUAAACAAAGUUGUACAGUACAUUUCACAGACGACAUAACAACCGAACCUGCAUCCUUCAGCCAUUACUCUAUACAGUACAGUACUGUAAAAAGUUAGCAGACCUAAUGAAGAAUGGAUGAUGACCCCCAAAUCAGCAGCAGUCCUAGCAUAUUAAUACCUGAAUCUCCGGAAAGCCCCAACAUACUAAGGGAUUUACCUGAUAACCAGCUCUCAGAACCUUACACUCAAUGGAUUGAAUCACAUGGGACUGACGCAAAUAGUAGUGGUACGUCACAGCACCAAAGAGAUCCCAUGCGAGCAUCCCAGUCCAGUGACGAAGCGAGAUGGUAUGAAUCCAGACAAUAUCAACCGUCAGUGCAUUUGGUUGACUUGUUUGAUGAUGACGAGAGUGGCCAGGCUGCCCCACAAUCCGACAACAGUCCGUAUGUACCAAUGGGCCCGUUUGAACCGUGGACGCCCACAAUUGGGCCAUACGAUGACAAUGCCCAACAGGACUUGGUUGUAUCUAACGAUGCUAGAAACCGGGAAAUAAUUAACGAUGAACCAAGAAAUCCUUAUGUAGUUAAUGAAGAACCGCGAGUGCCUUACAUGUUUAAUGAAGAACCAAGGAACCCUGAUGUAGUAAACGAAGAAUCGAGAAUCCCUCAUAUAACUAGUGAAGAAUCUAGGAAUUCAGAUACAGUUAAUGAAGAAUCAAGCGAUGUUAAGGAUGUAGCCGAUGAAGAACCACCAGCCAAAGUUAGAAAACUGAAUACAUCAAUACAGGACGAUGGCGAAACCUGCCCCAUAUGCCUGGACACGUGGGGCAACUCCGGGGAGCACAGACUAGUCUCCCUGAAGUGCGGCCACCUGUUCGGGGCGCAGUGCGUGGAACGGUGGCUGAAGGCCCAAGCCGCCAAAGACCGGAACUGCCCAACUUGCAAGAGCAAAGCCACGCUAAAGGACAUAAGAUUCAUAUACGCGAAGAAACUAGUCGCUGCAGAUACCACUGAGAUAACAGGGCUGCAGAAACAAAUAGAUAUAUUGCAAGCAGAGAAAAAUCGAUCAGAAUUGGAACUCCAGAAAUCUCGGAUAGCCCACCGAGCGUGCAUGCUGCAAUUGGAGGAUCUGAGGAAGACCCUGUUGAAGAACCAAGUUAAGGAGCAACCGCAACGGAGAUCUUGGAGGUUCGCUUUGGAGAAGAAUUUGGAGAUAAACAAAGAUGGCGGAUGCAGAGUCCUUACGUACAACUGCAGGACGUACGAGCUGUAUGUCACCCAGAAAAGCACAAACUACCUGUUCCCCGGCUUUGGCAUCCGCAAAGUCAGCUGUGUCGAUUACAAAUUGGGCCAGUUUUUGCAUCUGCACCCGAAACCAAUACGGGACAUCACAUAUUCCCAACCCAGAGACUUACUGUUAUCCGUCGGUUUGGAUAACACAGCAAGGAUAGUCGAGAGAGGCAUCCUCAGUCAUACCAUUCAGUGCGGGAUGCCACUGUGGUCGUGCUCCUGGGAUUACCUACGCAGCAAUGAGUUCUACGUGGGGGGCAUCGGAGGUGUAAUCCAGCAGUAUGACGUCAGGAACCCGGGGACACACAUCCAGAAGUUGAACAUAACGGGGGACCUCUCACCGGUAGUGUCACUGGUGUCAACGGAACAUGGACUACUGAGCUGCCAGCUGAACUCCUGCUGGCUGUGGAUGCCCAACAUGAGGCAGUGGGAGCGGAAGAGUCUGCCCGUAGACGGGCCAUUCAUGUCUCUUUGCUAUGACAACGAGUCGCACAAAGCAUUAGUGUCUUGCCGUGCCAGUGGCAACGAACGCUCCCGGCUGAGCCUGUGCAAACUUAAAAGUGCAAACAGUAGUGUCAGUGGUAGUGCAAGUGACGUUGUGAUGGAGUACGAGCAAACGUUUCCGGGGUCCACUCGGACCAGUUUGAUGUGCAAGAGUGCUUUCAUCAAGGCCCCCGGGGCGAGGUGGAUUGCUGCGCAUUCGGAGAGCGACUCCUCCCUGUACCUACACGGGGUGGAGGGUUCUCGCACGAUGUGCUUGCCGGCGUCGGAGCCCGCGUUGGACGUUUGCGCUGGGCGCGUGAACGCGGAGACGGUGGUAGCUGCGCUGUCAGACUCAAGACUGAGACUCUAUAGAGCGGUGCCCACUAGUUGACAGCAGCCAUUACACCGUCUGCCAGCGUUCCUCGUUGUUUGCUAAAAGUCCUAAACUAGAUAGGUAAACUCUUUAUUGCAUAUUUGUGCCAUGGAAUAGAGCAUUUGACUGUAUUUAAAACAUGACUUGUGCUGGAGUAAUCUUUAUUGAUUAUUAUUUUUCAAUAUUAUUUUGUUUCACAUUAGAAAAUAAAAUUAUGAUUUUCUAAAAAUUAUUUUUCGAAGCUAAUGUCACGUGACCACAAAUGCUAUUGAUUGGUCGACUCUCUGUUUACAGUCUUGUGACAUCACAACAAAUUGUGAAAAAUGUGUUAGAAAGUACUUCAUACAUUUCUAGAACGUUCCUCAUCAAAAAUAGUAAUCCAUAAAUAAACUCAUAAAACAAGAUUUUAACGAGCAACACUACAGAUUACUAUCAGUUAUUAUAGACUUGUGACGUCAUUGCAGUCACGUGACCCGCCAUUUUUAAUAAUCUGAAUUUAUAAAUUUAAUUAAAUUUGAAAUACUGAGAAUUGUGACAAAAUGAACUAAUUGAUAGUUUAAAUAAGCAUUCUUUUUCAUUUAGAUGAUAAAAAAAAAGCAGUCAAAUACCCUAGUAUACAAAUGAAAAAAAAACUCGAAUUCAAAUGUGUUCUAAUAUCGUUUUUUUAUUGUUGUAUAAUUCUAUGAUAAUAAUUAUACAUUAGUAAUUUUGAAUGAUUUUGUUUGACUAUUUUUGUGUGCCCGCGCAGAUAAGGGGGUGGUGACCAAGUUAUUGUAAAGGCAACCAUGUUUCUAAGACCUUUUAUUUGUAGAGAAGCCAUAGUACAAGAUUUGCUCGCUUGCAAACGAGGAGUCGAUUUCGAGUAUAAAACUCUGUAUCGUCAAAGUUAAAUGGACUCAGUGACAAAUGUUUUAGAGUUGCAAAUCCAGUACUUCUGAUAUUUGUUUUACAAACGUUCUGUCAAUAGUCUGAGUUAAAGAAUUGUAGACAACUUUGAGCUGAUUCAACGAAAAUAAGAUCCGUUUUACUCCGACGUUCAAGUAAACCAUACUCGAAAACGACCAAGCAAAUCUUGUACUAUGGCUGCAGUUAUAGAUUUGGGUGGUCUAAAAGUUUAAAAGCAAAGGAAUGUCAAGUUUUGCCCCGGCACUGCAAAAUCGUGAUUUCGACACCGUGUGUCUGGCAGUGCGAGAGAAUCCGGAAAGUGUUGCGUGUACCUCAUUCAUUUAGUAUUUCGAAAUAUAUGUUUGAUUAAUAAUUAUUCGUCAUCA
Molecule: messenger RNA, 3687 nt
Organism: Pararge aegeria (speckled wood butterfly)
Lineage: Eukaryota; Metazoa; Arthropoda; Insecta; Lepidoptera; Nymphalidae
Product: E3 ubiquitin-protein ligase RFWD3-like
Exons: 7
Coding region: 404-2434 (676 amino acids)
Biological process (GO): interstrand cross-link repair; protein ubiquitination
Cellular component (GO): nucleus
Molecular function (GO): protein binding; ubiquitin protein ligase activity
Source: RefSeq, a predicted model, not a curated record